AUGGCCCAGACCGCCGUACACCGCAAAGCGCCAUGCACAGUGACUGAAGACUGGUAGAUACAUCGCGAGAUCGCGGGUCCACGACCAUGGGGCUGAAGUCCGUGAUAUUCGGGGAAAGAACUAUAAGCAGUGACGAUUCGAUCGUAGGCGAUACGAACGCCACGAUGGCUUUGGAGCGACGCCUGGAGAUGAGCACCGAAUUUUUCCUGGUGCCGACCAGCAGCACCCCCGGCACCACCACCGUGAGUUACAUAUCGAAGACGGCUUGUGCGGGUUGCCCGAUGGAGACGGACAAAUUGGCGGGCAUUUUCCGGAACGAGGUUUGGGUCAUACCGGUGUUAGCGUUAUCGGCUAUCACGAUGGUUUUGAUACUGGGUUUCGAGGUGUUUGUGUUGUGCAAAGCGUGGAGGACGACCCCUAGUCGUAGACAUUUAUUUCUCGGGCAGAUGCUGUUGCUCGGGUUGUUUUCAUGCGCUGGAUUGUCCGCUAUAUUCGCCGCUUCGCCUACCCAAUUAACCUGCGCUAUUGUACGAUUCGGUACGGGGGUAGCAUAUACUAUAGUAUUCGCUUCGUUAUUAGUAAAGUGCGUUUUUUUAAUUAGUUUAAACGGUGGAGUUUAUCUCCCGGCGCCCUAUCAAGGACUUCUAUUACUAUUCGCUAUUUUAAUUCAAGUAGCUAUAGGGGUACAAUGGCUAGUGACGAAUCCGCCCUACGUGGACGACGUACCGGUAGAAAUGAUAGUAAAUCCAAACAAACAUAAACUUUUACUGACCGUCGAAGACAUCACUAACCCUGUUAUUAUACCGUUAUGUCGCACUCCUUACAUCGAUAUGCUCCUAUCUUUAAUUUACGUCGUCUUUCUGAUAUUAUUCGUAACAGUUCUAGCAGUUAAAUCGAGAGGAAUAAGAGACAAUUACCGCGAAGCGACUUACAUCGGUUUGUCGGUGGGAUGCAGCAUUCCCACGUGGUUGAUCUGGACCAUGAGCGGUCUCGUUGUUAACGAAAGGCAUAAGGACGCCUGCAUAGCCUUCGGGCUCGUGCUGUCUUCUGCUCUGAUAUUUUUAAUAAUGUUCAUGCCGAAGGGAAGGCAAUUGGCCGCCAUGGGCAAGGAAGGCGUUUACGUGGAGGAUCGCGAGGAACGCUUCAGCACGCUCAGCCGGGCGGCUUCGGGAUAUUCGCCCAGCUUCUUUCAUUUCAAGCCCAUCAAGUAUGGAUUGGGACACGGCUCCUCGCACAAACAUCAAAAUACCAUUACUACUUUAGGAGGAGAUCUGGCGAUGUAUCCUCCUGCUCCGCCUAGCUAUACUCGUCUCUAUCAGUACCACUGCUAUCCGCCGGGGUACUACUCCACACGGUACCUACCAGGUGGCAUAUUUUUACGGCCCGACGACGGAAACGUAUACACAACGUUAAGUACCAACCCGAACGUGUACUUUCAAAGAGGAAACGGAAUGCAUCCUGAAAUGAUGUACUGAAUAACUUUUAGGAAGGACAAUCGCAAUCAUUAUCUAUGCAUACCAUUAAAUUAUUAACAGUUAGAAAGGAAUUAAAGAAGCGAAUGUACUGCGUAAUUAAAACCAUCAAUUUUUUACACUGCAAUUUGUGUUUGCUGUUUAAGUUUAUUUAAAUGGAGUAGCUUAACUUUCGAUUUUAUGCAAAAUAUUGGCUCAUUGUUUGACUGGACAGCUGCGAGAGUACACAAUAAAUAGACCUUGAAAAUAAAUUGUUCAACUUCAUUUGAUUCGUGAUGUGGAUCAUUUACCUCAAUCAACGAGAAAUUUUUGUUUUCACUGAAACCAACUUCGUAAUUGCGUUAAUUAGAGCAUUUUUUUUGUAUUAAAAUCAAUCGAUACUCAGAGAAACUGUGGAAGCUCUAUAAGCCGUAAUAUUACGUAGAUUUGUGAUUUUUUU
Phyllotreta striolata is the source of this 1911-nucleotide messenger RNA. Lineage: Eukaryota; Metazoa; Arthropoda; Insecta; Coleoptera; Chrysomelidae. The record is from the annotation of a GenBank genome assembly.